AGGACAGACAGCGAGACGGUCCCUGCAGCGCCUCGCAGUCUCACCGGGCAAGAUGGCUACUGGUGUGCUGGGAGGCUUCGGCCAGAAACUACUCUCUACUGCCUUCUGUGGUGGGUCUCGCAGCAUUCUGAAGAACGCUGCCACGACCUACUAUGCCAGUCGCCGUGGAGGAGCAACCUGGUUCCCAGAUUAUGAUUGGAUGCGGCAGUUUGAAGGACCUAUUCUUCUGCCACCAGAAGAUAGGGACAAGAUUCCUCCCCCAGAAUGGACCCAGAGUAAGGCUCCUGUUGAGAAAAAGGUCCGCAAUGUGACCAUCAACUUUGGGCCACAGCACCCAGCAGCCCACGGUGUGCUGAGGCUGGUGCUGGAGCUGGAUGGUGAGACUGUGAUGCGUGCUGAUCCUCACAUUGGGCUGCUGCACCGAGGGACAGAGAAGCUGAUUGAGUACAAGACGUACACUCAGGCUCUUCCAUACUUUGACCGCCUUGACUAUGUGUCCAUGAUGUGCAACGAGCAGGCAUACUCACUGGCUGUGGAGAAGCUGCUUGGUCUUGAGGCACCCAUCAGGGCCAAGUACAUCCGCACCAUGUUUGCUGAGGUGACACGUAUCCUGAACCACUGCAUGUUUUUGGGAGCUCAUGCUAUGGAUGUGGGGGCUCUCACACCCUUCCUGUGGCUCUUUGAGGAACGCGAGAAGAUGAUGGAGUUCUACGAGAGAGCGUCCGGUGCUCGUCUUCAUGCUGCCUACUGCCGCCCUGGUGGAGUGGCCAUUGACAUCCCAAUUGGCCUCAUGGAUGAUAUCUAUGAGUUCAUCAGCAAGUUUGGAGAGCGACUGGAUGAGGUGGAGGAUGUGCUCACCUCUAAUCGCAUCUGGAAGCAAAGAACCAUUGGCAUUGGCACAGUUACAGCUGAAGAUGCUCUCAAUUAUGGCUUUAGUGGUGUUAUGCUGCGAGGCUCUGGCAUCAAGUGGGAUCUGCGCAAGACUCAGCCAUAUGAUGCCUAUGACCUGGUGGAUUUUGAUAUCCCUGUUGGAAAGAAUGGAGACACAUAUGACAGGUAUUUGAUUCGUGUGGAGGAAAUGAGACAGUCACUGAGAAUCAUUGAGCAGUGUCUGAACCAGAUGCCGCCCGGGGAGGUGCGCGUGGAUGAUGCCAAGGUGGCCCCUCCCAAGAGAGCAGAGAUGAAAACAUCAAUGGAGGCUCUGAUCCAUCACUUCAAGGUGUUCACCCAGGGGUACCAGGUGCCUCCUGGUGCCACCUACACUGCUGUGGAGGCACCCAAGGGAGAAUUUGGAGUGUACCUGGUUUCUGAUGGCUCAUCUGUACCUUACAGAUGCAAGAUCAAGGCCCCAGGAUUUGCUCACUUGGCUGGUACGGAUAUGGUGGGCAAGAAUCACAUGCUGGCAGACAUUGUGGCCAUCAUUGGAACUCUGGACAUCGUGUUUGGUGAGGUGGAUCGUUAAGAAAGGUGUGUUUGCUCCCAGUGGCAGUCUGCUGAAGACAAGUAAUCAAGGAAGUUAAUGCAAGGUUAUUGUUACAGUUCACAUCUAGAUAAAAUUGUUGUGCAGAAAUCUAUUAGAAAAGUGUUUUUGGGAUGAGCAUUCUUUCUGUAUUUAUCAAAAUGUUUCCUUGUAUCUUUGUAAAUAUCUAAAUAACCAAUACUGGAAAUAUAGUAAUUACUUAUAUAA
Messenger RNA from Portunus trituberculatus (swimming crab), 1687 nucleotides. RefSeq names its product NADH-ubiquinone oxidoreductase 49 kDa subunit-like (gene ND-49). Gene Ontology annotation, biological process: mitochondrial electron transport, NADH to ubiquinone. The transcript is spliced from 9 exons. Bases 53 to 1462 code for a protein of 469 amino acids. Gene Ontology annotation, molecular function: NADH dehydrogenase (ubiquinone) activity; NAD binding; quinone binding. NCBI's taxonomy places the organism in Eukaryota, Metazoa, Arthropoda, Malacostraca, Decapoda, Portunidae. The record is from RefSeq and is a predicted model, not a curated record.